Iphiclides podalirius (scarce swallowtail) is the source of this 243-nucleotide messenger RNA. The record is from the annotation of a GenBank genome assembly. NCBI's taxonomy places the organism in Eukaryota, Metazoa, Arthropoda, Insecta, Lepidoptera, Papilionidae.
AUGGCUGCUCUUCCCGGAGUAAAGCAAAUACAAGGUGACAUAACAAAAUUGAGUACAGCUCACGAAAUUAUCAGGGAAUUUGAAGGCUCACAAGCUGACCUUGUUGUUUGUGAUGGUGCCCCAGAUGUAACAGUAGUGGGAAUCGAACCCACACCCUCUGGCACAGGAGGCAGGUACACUAACCACUACGCCACUCGGGUCGUCAAAUCGUCAAAAAAAAUGGAAAAAAAUUUCAUGCAAGAA